UGAUUUAUAACAUUUUCUUCUAGGAAAAGUAUUUAUGUAAUAAUUCCUUGAACUGCAUUGUGAAAGUUAUGUUUGUUUUUGCUAUUUCAAGUUUAUUUUUACUUUAAAGAAAUGACAGUAAGCAUGACUGUAAUUGUGCUACAUAAACGUGUUAUUUUACCUAUGGUACAUAGUUAUGUACUGGCUCAAAGAUGGAAUAAGCAAUUUCACAAGGAAAUUUCUUUUGAUAAAGAGUUUAACUUUUGUGUCAGUUAUCAAAUAAUUUAAAACAAAAUGAAAAGUGGAGAGACUGAAUUACCUGAAUAUAGUUCUAGUGAUGAGGAUUUCGUUGAUCCUUGGCAUGUGGCCAGCAAAUCUGCAACGGGGAUUGACUAUGACAAACUCAUAACAAAAUUUGGCAGCCAAAAAAUUGAUGAUAACUUGAUCACGAAAAUAGAGAAUUUGACAGGAAAACGAGCACAUCAUCUUCUACGGCGGGGUGUAUUCUUUUCCAUGAGAGACAUGCAUGGAAUUCUGACAUUGUACGAACAAAAGCAACCAUUCUACUUGUACACAGGCCGGGGACCAUCUUCAGAGGCAAUGCAUCUUGGGCAUUUAAUUCCUUUCAUAUUUACAAAGUGGCUUCAAGAAACAUUCGAUGUACCGUUAGUAAUUCAGUUGACUGACGAUGAAAAAUUCAUAUGGAAUGAUAUAACAGUAGAGGAGGCUAAUAGAUAUGCUCAUGAAAAUGCAAAGGAUAUAAUUGCUUUAGGAUUUGACAUCAAUAAGACAUUCAUAUUUAGUGAUAUAGAAUACAUAAGCUCUUGUCCUGAAUUUUAUAUGAACAUAUGUAAAGUGCAAAAAUUAGUCACAUAUAGCCAAGUGAAGGGUAUAUUUGGUUUUGACGUCAGUGACAGUAUUGGAAAGAUCAGUUUUCCGGCAAUUCAAGCUGCACCUAGCUUCAGUUCUUCAUUUCCAAGAUUGUUCAAAAGUAAGAAGGAUAUCCCUUGUCUGAUUCCUUGUGCAAUAGACCAGGAUCCUUAUUUCAGAAUGACAAGGGAUGUUGCCCAAAAACUUGGAGGAGUCAAACCAGCAGUUAUCCAUUCGACAUUUGUGCCAGCUUUGCAAGGUGUACAAACUAAAAUGAGUGCUAGUGACCCAAAUGCGUCCAUUUUUCUAACAGAUACAGACGAAGAAAUAAGAAUUAAGAUUAAAAGAUACGCAGAUUCAGAAGGCGGUAUAAACAUGACAGACGAACAUAAGAAAAGGGGCAGCUACCUUACAGAUAUAUCAUAUCAAUAUUUAACAUACUUAAUGACAGAUGAUGAUAAAUUCACACAGAUUGAAAGGGACUAUGCAUGUGGCGUUUUGGCACGAGAACAGUUGCAGGAGAUAUUAAUAAAAUUGCUUCAGAAGAUCAUUGGAAAACACAGACAGAAUCGAGCAUUAGUUACAAAAGAAAUGGUCAAACAAUACAUGACCCCAAGAAACCUAGAAUGUUCAAUAGUUACAUAACAAAUACACUUGUUAACUUGUAUCUAAAUGAUACCAAUAAUUUGAUAUAUAUGUGCUUGAAACGCGUGUAUAUUACUUGUUGCAAAUUUUGUUUGAUGUUAAUCUUGUAUCCAUGAAGACUAUUCAUAAAAGGUAUUAUAACUUCCUAAAUUAUUUAUACUGUAGGAAAGCACUGGUGUUAUUCUAUUAUGAAUAAAGCCAUUUUGUUUUGAAUAGGUUUUGAAGAGGUUGUUUAAAUAGAAGUUGUGAACGAGAUUCGUUGAAUUAUAUCUGGAAUAUGAUUGCCGUGUUCAUAUAAUAUGUCCGUCUGAUAACGUUGAACAGAUAUUGACUGAUUUUUAUGAAUAUAAAAUUUCCUGUUUGUGGUAAAGAACUGAUACGAAAAUAAACGAUCGAUAUAAUUUUAAUUCAAUGUUAAUAUUGUAAGCUCUUUCAUGUUGACUGGUUGGCAGUAAACUUUCAAUGACAUGACCGAAAAUUGCUUUUAUAAAACAUUAACUAAAAACACACUAUGUGCAGUAAGACGUGCAUAGUGCCACAUUGAAUAUAAUACGCCAUAUGCAUUUACAAGCUGUGUGAUGAAGAAUACUUUUUAAUUAGAGUAUUAUUUCUAAUCCUUAACACACUCAACUUUUUUUCUUCCUUUCCAGAAUUGUUUUGUUAGUUUAUUAGUCGAAAAAUAUUCAAGAAAUACUACUUGUUUAUCUUCAAAUAUAAAAGCCAUAACUAUU
Messenger RNA from Mercenaria mercenaria, 2225 nucleotides. RefSeq names its product tryptophan--tRNA ligase, cytoplasmic-like. NCBI's taxonomy places the organism in Eukaryota, Metazoa, Mollusca, Bivalvia, Venerida, Veneridae. Gene Ontology annotation, molecular function: tryptophan-tRNA ligase activity; ATP binding. Gene Ontology annotation, cellular component: cytoplasm. The transcript has 8 exons. The coding region runs from base 274 to 1494 and encodes 406 amino acids. The record is from RefSeq and is a predicted model, not a curated record. Gene Ontology annotation, biological process: tryptophanyl-tRNA aminoacylation.